Messenger RNA from Dictyostelium purpureum, 693 nucleotides. RefSeq lists its product as uncharacterized. The record is from RefSeq and is a predicted model, not a curated record. The transcript is spliced from 2 exons. Bases 1 to 693 code for a protein of 230 amino acids. NCBI's taxonomy places the organism in Eukaryota, Evosea, Eumycetozoa, Dictyosteliales, Dictyosteliaceae. Gene Ontology annotation, molecular function: 3-oxoacyl-[acyl-carrier-protein] synthase activity. Gene Ontology annotation, biological process: fatty acid biosynthetic process.
AUGAAUGGUAUAGAAAGUUAUAAUGAAAAAGUAGCCAUUGUGGGUGUAGGUUUUAGAUUACCAUCAGGAUACACAGAGAAUGGUGAUAUUGGCCCUGGAUUGAAAGAUUGUGGGGUUUUGUGGGAUUCAUUAAUGAAAGGAUUUGAUGGGAUUGUUCAUACUAACGAAAGAUGGAGCUGCAAUUAUCAUGAACUAGGAAAUAUUGCAAGUCAUAAAGCAGGUUUAUUACCACUAAAAGAGUGGGGUAUGUUUGAUCCUUUACUUUUUGGAAUAAAUCCAAAUGAUAGUUCGGUUAUUGAUCCUCAACAAAGAUUAUUGUUAAAGGUAACUAUGGAGGCAUUAGAAGACGCACAAAUUGAUCCAUUAUCAUUACGUGGAUCUGAUACCUGUGUUCAUAUUGGAAGCUCUGCAACAGAUUACCAAAACACAAAUAAAGAAGAGAUUAAAAAAAAUAUUUUUGGAUUCACUCCCAAUUCAAUUGCUAAUAGAAUCUCCUUCUCUUUUGAUUUACAUGGUGAGUCAAUAACUUUGGAUACUGCUUGUUCUUCAUCAUUAAACGCUUUAUAUCAAGGUUAUAAUGCAAUUAAAUUAGGAAAUUCUAAAAUCUCAAUUUCGGGAGGUGUUAACAUGAUUAAUUAUCCUUUAAUUUCGGAAUCCUUCACAAAUUUAAAUAUGUUGGUAAAGAUUUUUUAA